Paramuricea clavata is the source of this 2323-nucleotide messenger RNA. Lineage: Eukaryota; Metazoa; Cnidaria; Anthozoa; Malacalcyonacea; Plexauridae. The record is from the annotation of a GenBank genome assembly.
GUUUUGUCAUUAAACGUUUAUAGCAAAUGACACUUCCAACUGGAAAUUCCCAAGGGAAAUUCCAAUUUACGGGGUUACAUAAAUGGGCAUAACAUCACUUUUCAAUGCUAAUUCUACAACAUGUCUUCCAAAGAAAGAACUCCUCAGAAAAAAUACUACAAAGAAAAAAACGAUAUAUGCUGUCUUUGCGGUGACGACAAACUUUCUGGCAAAUUUACAGAUAUUUUUAGCUCUGUUGGUAGACGAAAAGGGAUUGCUGAAAAAAUAGAGAACGUACUCGGCAUAGCCUAUGAAGAAAUCGAAGGACGACCUACGAAAUUGUGUCGCAGUUGCCAAGGAAAGCAAGAUAAUUUUUUUGCAUUUAAAGUGUCCGCAUUCGAAACGCACAAGGCCAUUAUUAGGCAAGUUACUUCAAAGAGAUGCAUUGUGUUUCCUCCAAGUGAGUCUGGUCCUAGCACAAAAGCAAUUUGUACCGUAGACGUGGAAACCCCUGUCCUUGAUCUGACAGAGGAAAACACCUUAACUGGUCCAAGUGAAAUUAGCUCGACAAAUGCUGACCGUAAUUUUGAAGUAUGAAAAACUACUAUAUAUACAUUAUUUAUUUUAAACAUUGAACAUGUUAGAAAUUAUACUUAUUAUAGAGUGACUUAUUAUUGUAAUAAAUAUUGUUAUCAUUCAUCACGUUUCAAGUCGUCAAUCCGUCUCGAAAUUACUUAAAUGAUGAAGAAAAAGGGGAUCUUUUGAAAGCUAUCGAGUCUGGAUCGUACUCGGUUGUUGCACGCGCGGUGGCGGGGAUUGAUGUACCAAAACAGGAGUUCAACGAAAUACUCUUGAAGGAACUGCAACAACAGUGUGAAAACCUGUGCGCAAGAUCAAACCCAUCGGUCCUAAGAAAAAAUGACUUUUCUGGUAUGACUAAGUUUGACUGGCAGAAUUUGGUAUUAGAAAUGUCAUUUCGUUGUCCAUUAGCGUUCCAUGUUGUACGGACAGUUAUGAACUGUUACUCAAAGGAAAUCACGAAUGAAGCAGCUCCCAGACUUGGCCUGUGCUAUGCAAUUAUGAUGCAGACCAGAAACCACGAACUAAGCUUGGUGCAGCGUUUAAACACGAUCCUUUUGACCGAAGGCAAUGCAAAGAAGAAGGUUACUAUAUUAUGUUUUCAUAGUGAUAACUAUAUAGACCCAGAGCACUGACGUCACAAAUUUUUACAGUGUGUUCUCCAGAUCACAGAAUAUCCUCCCUAAAGGCGGUUUUCCACUAGCGAAGUUUUUUCGCGCGAAGCGACCUUUUUCCUUUGUCGGUAUCACUUAUUACGUCAGCGAGACGUUUCAAAAUGGAUGCCAGCAAACAGUGCCGUCGCGAAGGAUUCGCUUCAGGGGGUGGGGGGGGGUUCGGUUAAAUCUACCUGAAAGUCUCAAAAUUUCGAAUUUUACCUGAAAAUUUUUUUUAGGAAAAAUUUUUUGGCGACCUCUCACCCCCUCCCCCCCGUCGCCAAAAAAAUUUUGGUUAGUGUACCAUUUUAGGGGUAAAAAAAUUUUCCGAACAUAUCAAAAUUUUUCGCGACAUAAAAAAAUUUUCCAGAUAUCAAAAAUUUUCCAGAUAUCAAAAAUUUUCCAGAUAUCAAAAAUUUUCUCCGUUUAUCAAAUGAAUUUCUCUAAAAUAUUCUAAAAUUUUAGUAAAUAUACCCGAUUUUCCGGUGCACCCCUAACCUUGAUUGGAUAAAUAGCAAACUCAGGAGAGUUUUUGCCAGCUCGUGAGUUGACAAUUUGAGAAAAUUAAGUUUAAAAUAUUUGUAGAUAUUUUCUCGACAAACAAACCUAAUUUAAAGGCUUGAAUAGGCAUCUGGAAAGUUUAAAAUGAGCAAACUGCAUGUUUUCAACUACACUAAAGCUCUUGCUGUCUCCAUCACCAAACAGUUCAUCACAUUGACGUUUACGUGAACUUACUGAGUGCUCAAAUAUAUGCUUUGCGCCUUCCAGCUCAAUAGCUGGUGCUGAUCCAAUAUAGUUUGUUUUACACUUUAAGGCAUGUUCUGCUUUCAUUUCUUCAGUCUCUAAGUCAUCUUUGCCUCAAACUUCAUACAGCUGUGACACACUUUACUGAGAGGCUCCACAUCUAAAAUUUUAGCAGUUUCCAUGGAGAUUACCGGAAACACAACCACGUAACGAAGAGAAUCCCCUUCUUUGCCAGGUACCGUCACAUGAUAUAGCACUCCAUUCUCACCACAUUAUUACUUUUCAAAUUGUGGAGUUUGCCAACAGCAUGUUUCAUGGUUGAUUCAGCUACUUCUUUGGUAGCAUGCAAGAUGGCAUUUGUGCGGUAA